Molecule: messenger RNA, 858 nt
Organism: Alternaria postmessia
Lineage: Eukaryota; Fungi; Ascomycota; Dothideomycetes; Pleosporales; Pleosporaceae
Exons: 1
Coding region: 1-858 (285 amino acids)
Biological process (GO): pyridoxine metabolic process; pyridoxal 5'-phosphate biosynthetic process
Cellular component (GO): glutaminase complex; cytosol
Molecular function (GO): glutaminase activity
Source: RefSeq, a predicted model, not a curated record
AUGGCGGUCAAAGAAGGAAACACAGAGAUAACGGUCGGCGUCCUCGCCCUCCAAGGCGCUUUCAGCGAGCACAUUCAACUCCUUCGUGCGGCAUCCUCGAACAUCCCCUCGUCACCAACCUUCCACUUCAUCGAAGUCCGGACACCAGCCCAACUCGCACAAUGCGACGGCCUCAUCAUCCCUGGUGGCGAAAGUACAACCAUGUCCCUCGUAGCCGCACGUAGCGCUCUUCUCGAGCCCCUCCGCGACUUUGUCAAGGUCCAACGCAAACCAACGUGGGGUACAUGCGCCGGCCUCAUCUUACUAGCAGAGAGUGCGAAUAGAACAAAGAAAGGAGGCCAAGACUUGAUCGGAGGCCUAGACGUGAGAGUGAACAGAAAUCAUUUCGGGCGACAACAAGAGAGUUUCCAGGCAAACCUACAGCUGCCAUUCUUAGAGUCGACCAGCAAGACAAGCGCGACCGAUCCGUACCGAUGCGUCUUCAUCCGCGCGCCAGUUGUAGAGAAGAUACUUCCGAGUAAGAAGGCGGUAGGCAUACAAGAAGGAGAGAGUGAAAGGGACGAUACAAUUGUUGCGCCGAGCAAGACACCAGCGGAUGAUUUGGCGAGGAAGGAGUUGGAUCGCGAGGUCGAGAUCAUGGCAACGCUGUCGACCAACGCCCAGCCGUUGCAGGAGAACCAGGAACACAAUCACCCAGGUGCGGAGGACAUAAUAGCGGUACGGCAGGGCAACGUGUUUGGGUGUAGCUUCCACCCAGAACUGACCGACGACCCGCGGAUACAUGUUUGGUGGUUGGGAGAGGUCAUGAAAGCUGCGGAGAGGCGAAAGCAGUUUGAACUUGCGGAUCGAACUAAAUGA